AAAUAGAACAGAUUUCGUAAAAGUUGUUGUUUUUCAUUGUAACUUGUGUUUAUUUAAGGCGAAAAAGAAGGAAGAGACAAUAGAAUAACUUUAAGAAAGCCUCGAGUAUAACAAUGUCAUCUAGAGGACAGACUGAGACGCAUAAACUUAAAAAGAAUCUUGAAGAUCAGCUGGACAGACUGGUUGCACAGCUUACCGACCUAGAAGAAUGCAGGGAAGACCUUGAUGAAGAUGAAUACGAAGAAACAAAAAAAGAAACCCUAGAACAGAUGAAAGAGUUCAAAACCUCACUCGACAAGAUGCUUGCUGGUGAUAUGACAUUAGUUGAUGAUCUAAACAGUAUGCAACUGGCAAUACAAGCAGCUAUAAGUGAGGCAUUUAAAACUCCUGAAGUCAUUAGAAUGUUUGCCAAGAAGCAGCCUGGUCAGUUACGGCAAAGAUUAGCAGAGAUGCAAAGGGAUCUAAAAACAGGUCAUUUAAGUCAAGCUGUAUAUACCCAACAAGCCGUAGAAAUACUAACUGCACUGAGAAAGUUAGGAGAACAGCUUAAACCACAAGAAUCUGAGUUCUUGGCUGCCAAUUCCAAUGCUGCUCUUAGUUCAUUUGAGAAAGUAUCAGAGAACAUAGGAGCUGGUGAUAGUCUUCUUAAGAUGGCUGGUUCUCAAGUGUCCGAUGCUAGAAACUAGGAUUAGAAAAUUAUGGAAUCAUAGUUGCUAACUUUGUUUGCUUGAUAAUCAUCAAUUUUGAUAUUUCUAUGUAUGUAAUAUAUACAGUAUGAGUGACUGUGUUGUAUCUGAUAUACAAACUCGAGGCGUAGCUGAGAGUUU
This is a messenger RNA of Actinia tenebrosa (Australian red waratah sea anemone), 827 nucleotides long. RefSeq names its product protein LZIC. Lineage: Eukaryota; Metazoa; Cnidaria; Anthozoa; Actiniaria; Actiniidae. Gene Ontology annotation, molecular function: beta-catenin binding. The record is from RefSeq and is a predicted model, not a curated record.